Messenger RNA from Nomascus leucogenys (northern white-cheeked gibbon), 1948 nucleotides. It is a transcript of the gene ZNF783, whose product is annotated as zinc finger protein 783. NCBI's taxonomy places the organism in Eukaryota, Metazoa, Chordata, Mammalia, Primates, Hylobatidae. Gene Ontology annotation, biological process: regulation of DNA-templated transcription. The record is from RefSeq and is a predicted model, not a curated record.
AAAGGGCCAGCGGGGCACGUGGCUCGGGACGCAGUUCGCGGCCGCUCGGCAGUAGGUCCCAGGUUAGGCGGGUCCCGCUCCGCUUCCGCCGUCGCCGCCGCGCCGCCCCAGGCCCGACAGGCCGGGUCCAGGGACUGCAACCCAGCGAGGGACGCGGGCAGCCAUGGCCGAAGCGGCGCCUGCCCUGGCCCCAGAGACAGACAAGCACACAGAGGACCAGAGUCCUUCGGCACCCUUGCCCCAGCCAGCUGCUGAGAAGAACUCGUACCUCUACUCCACGGAAAUCACACUGUGGACGGUGGUGGCCGCCAUUCAGGCCUUGGAGAAGAAGGUGGAUUCCUGCCUGACCCGCUUGCUGACUCUGGAGGGGCGCACAGGGACAGCUGAGAAGAAGCUGGCCGACUGCGAGAAGACAGCUGUGGAGUUCGGGAACCAGCUGGAGGGCAAGUGGGCCGUGCUGGGGACCCUGCUGCAGGAGUACGGGCUGCUGCAGAGGCGGCUGGAAAACGUGGAGAACCUGCUGCGCAACAGGAACUUCUGGAUCCUGCGGCUGCCCCCGGGCAGCAAGGGGGAGGCCCCCAAGGUGCCUGUGACCUUCGAUGAUGUGGCCGUGUAUUUCUCUGAGCUGGAGUGGGGCAAGCUGGAGGACUGGCAGAAGGAGCUCUAUAAGCACGUGAUGAGGGGCAACUAUGAGACGCUGGUCUCCCUGGAUUAUGCCAUCUCCAAACCGGACAUCCUCACCCGGUUAGAGAGGGGAGAGGAGCCUUGUCCUGACCGGUGGGGCCAGGAGAAGGGGAAUGAAGUACAGGUGGGGCAUCCAAGGAUGUUGGACACUGGCCUCCCUCCAUAUCCAGAGCACCUCACCAGCCCACUCAGCCCUGCCCAGGAGGAGCUGAAAGAAGGGCAGGCCCCCAAGCAGCAGCAGGACUCAGAAGUGAGAAUGACCCCAGCCGGGCCAGAAGCAGGUGGUGGUGUGGCCAUCAAGACAGAGGCACAGUCCGAAGACGAGAUGACUCCUGAGCGGCUCUUUCUGGGGGUGUCCCAAGGCCAGACCGAGUGUAGAAUCCCACAAGGGCCCAGGAACAGGCCUGGGGGCCCCAGCCGUCAUCAGGCCCAGGGCGUGCCCAGGGUGCGGGCAGGGGAGCCUCGGCCACCGGGGGUCGGCGGGGAGACGCCCCGAGUCCUCUCCCGCCGGCGGCAGCGGGCAUUCCCCUGCCCCGACUGCGGGCAGAGCUUCCGCCUGAAGAUCAAUCUGACGAUUCAUCAGCGGACCCACGUGGAGGAGGGGCGGCAGGAGGCCCCCGGCCACUCGCCCACCAACUGCAGGGACAGCCAGGCCACGCUGGAGCCGGGGGAGGUGGUAGUGCCCGGCCCUGUCAUCCGCUGGCUCCCCGAGGAGCCUGGGGGUUGCCACUCCGUGGCAGGGGGCCGUGCAUUGGUGGGGCGGCGGCCUGCAGCCAGCAAGAUGUACCACUGCAGCGAGUGCCUGCGCUUCUUCCAGCAGCGCAAGAGCCUGCUGCUGCACCAGCGCCUGCACACCGGCAACGGCCAGGGCUGGCCCGCCUGCCCCUACUGCGGCAAGGCCUUCCGCCGGCCCUCGGACCUCUUCCGGCACCAGCGCAUCCACACCGGUGAGCGGCCCUACCAGUGCCCCCAGUGUGGCCGGACCUUCAACCGGAACCACCACCUGGCUGUGCACAUGCAGACCCACGCCCGAGGCCAGGCGGGCCCACACUUGCCUGCCACCCCUGCCCGCCACGGGAGCCUGCCCCUGCCCUGGCCCAGCCGGACGGAGGAGGGCUGACCAGGCAGGAGCCCACAGGGGACCCCUGGCGGGGUCUCUCCCCUGUGUCUGACGCGGGUUCUUCCUCUUCCUGGGAUGGAGAGAGGUUUGUUGUUUUUACCCAUUCAAAUGGGAAGCUAGCCGCCCUUCUGGUGACAGUGUGUG